AUGGAUCUCUCGUGGAUACUGGGCCAUGCCCGUGUCUCGUUCCAUCACUCGAAGAACACGAUUUCUCUGGCCUCAAAAUCUGGAAAGACUGCUCUCUCUGAUAUCUGCAAGGCAUCCACCCCUCCCUGCAAAUUGAACCCUCUGCUCUUCAAUGGCCAUUUGCACACAGCCUGGACAGCCGUAAAGGCCGCUGGUCCUCCUAUCGUCUACAAGCGCCAAAUCUUCGAAUCUGAUGACCCGCGUUUUGCUGGAACCUUUGCCGUGGACUUUGUCUCUCACAAGCAAGCACCGGAGGAAGAUCCCACCUUGCCCCCGCGCACAACUUAUUUCACCGAAGAUGAGUUUGCAAACAUUGGCAGUGAUGACACUAAACCCAUGUUGAUCACUCUACAUGGACUCAGUGGUGGCUCGCAUGAGAUCUACCUCAGACAUGUAUUGGAGCCUUUGGUGGAUCAAAGUGAACAAGGCGAUUGGGAGGCCAUUGUCGUCAACAGUCGUGGCUGCGCUAUGAGCAAGAUUACUACCGGUAUCCUGUACAAUGCAAGGGCUACUUGGGACUUGCGACAGACGGUCAAGUGGUGCAGAACGAUGUAUCCCAACCGUCCGCUUUAUGCGAUUGGUUACUCUUUGGGUGCCAACAUUCUUACAAAUUACUUGGGUGAAGAAGGUGAUGCGUGCGAAUUGCAAGCUGCUGUUGUUUGCUCAAACCCCUGGAAGCUCGAAGUUGCGAGUCUUGCUCUGCAGCGUACCUGGCUUGGUCUCAAUGUUUACUCGAAGACCAUGGGAACCAGCAUGAAGAAGUUGUUUGCACAGCACGCAGAUCAAGUGGUCAAGAACGGUAAUAUUGACCCAGAGAGGGUUGCAAAGGUUACAUAUUUGCACGAGUUCGACAGAGAAAUCCAGUGCCCUACUUGGGGUUACCCAACAGAGUACGCAUACUACCGAGACGCAUCUUCGGCAGACUCGGUCACUUCCAUCCGCAUUCCAACCUUCGCCAUCCAUGCUGAAGACGAUCCUAUCGCCGUGGACGAGGCUGUUCCUUACGAGGAGAUUAAGCAGAACCCAUACGUUGUCAUGUGCUCGACUUCGACCGGUGGCCACUUGAGUUGGUUCGAGGUUGGCGGCACAAGAUGGUUUUCCAAGCCGGUAUGA
Aureobasidium pullulans EXF-150 is the source of this 1152-nucleotide messenger RNA. RefSeq names its product AB-hydrolase YheT. NCBI's taxonomy places the organism in Eukaryota, Fungi, Ascomycota, Dothideomycetes, Dothideales, Saccotheciaceae. The record is from RefSeq and is a predicted model, not a curated record. Bases 1 to 1152 code for a protein of 383 amino acids. The transcript is spliced from 4 exons. Gene Ontology annotation, biological process: medium-chain fatty acid biosynthetic process; medium-chain fatty acid catabolic process. Gene Ontology annotation, molecular function: acetylesterase activity; monoacylglycerol lipase activity.